GAUCACAAGCUCCGAAAUACAAGAAAGAAUUACUACAAACACCAUGAAGACUACUCUGGUCGCUGUUGCUUUCCUUGUACUGGCACUUGGCUGGACCUCUGAAGCUGUAGAAGUGGAGGAGGGUGGAAUGGCCUUCUCCCUGGAGGCUGUGAGGAGGCUGCAGGAGUUGACAGAUAUGAACAUGUUGGCCGCUAAGCAGAGCCCCCGCCUCAGGACCAGCUCUCUGUCCCUGUGCGCCGACCCCAUGCUGCCCCAAGAGCUGCUGCCCCUGUGCAGACAGAGGGGGGCAUCUGCAUCACUGGCCCGGCUGGCGCUGGUUCCAUUGGAUGUGUGUGAGAUCUGUGCCUUCGCUGCCUGCACUGGUUGCUAAAAUAAUCUACAAAAGAAGCAAAAACAUUUUCAACUCCUUUCUAAUGACCUUAUAUAUAAUACCACAAAAAGUCCAAUGCAUUGUUCUAGUGUUAUGUAUGUAUCAAUUAACAAAAGAUGAAGAAAGUUAGAACUAAUUUAAAUACAAUAAUUUGGCAUGUCUUGCACUGUUACUUUAUUUCAACAAUUAUGUACUGUAUAAAAAUGCUACUAUUUGUUACAUUUAUUUGAUGCCCAAUUCCUAAGACAUUAUUUAAAGUCUUUACAUGUUAUCUUCUUUUGUAUCUUGAUAUCAUUGUUUAAAUAAAGAGCCUUCUUUUCAA
Boleophthalmus pectinirostris (great blue-spotted mudskipper) is the source of this 692-nucleotide messenger RNA. RefSeq names its product guanylin-like. Gene Ontology annotation, cellular component: extracellular region. Lineage: Eukaryota; Metazoa; Chordata; Actinopteri; Gobiiformes; Gobiidae. The transcript has 3 exons. The coding region runs from base 44 to 370 and encodes 108 amino acids. The record is from RefSeq and is a predicted model, not a curated record. Gene Ontology annotation, molecular function: guanylate cyclase activator activity.